This is a messenger RNA of Trichoderma gamsii, 411 nucleotides long. RefSeq lists its product as hypothetical. The transcript has 4 exons. Bases 1 to 411 code for a protein of 136 amino acids. The record is from RefSeq and is a predicted model, not a curated record. NCBI's taxonomy places the organism in Eukaryota, Fungi, Ascomycota, Sordariomycetes, Hypocreales, Hypocreaceae. Gene Ontology annotation, biological process: mitochondrial electron transport, ubiquinol to cytochrome c.
AUGGGUAUCUGGGACGCUUUCUCCGAGAUUGUCGAGGCGGUGACGCCAUGGAGUGUUGUGGAGGCCGAGGCUCCGGCUGAGGAAACCCAGGAGGCUCCCGAGGCCCAGGUAGAGGACAAGAAGGACGAGCCUGAGGAGGAACCCGCCGCCGAGGAGGAGGAGGACGAAGAGGAGGAGGAGGAGGAGGAGGAUGACGAGGAGCCCAAGGACCCUAAGGAGGAGCUCGAGGAAGAGUGCAAGAACUCUCCUCAGUGCUCCCCCGCCAAGCACCACUUCGACGAGUGCGUUGAGCGAGUUCACCAGCAGGAGAGCGAGGGCGAGGCCAAGGAGGACUGCGUCGAGGAGUUCUUCCACCUUGCUCACUGCGCUUCCGCAUGCGCCGCCCCCAAGCUGUGGUCUAAGCUGAAAUAA